AUGGCGGAUUCGACUACAAAAGAUCUCACAGGCACAGUCGGCAACGCAACCGGCGGCCGCGGCCUCCCGGACGUAGGCGAAACAAUGGGCUCGGUAACCAACCCGGGGAACAAGACAAAGGGAAAGAAAGGAAAGGGGAAAGGGAAUGAGGAGGGAGAGGAUGAAGAAGGGUUUGGGCUGGAUAAUAAUAAGGAUGUCAAGGGGAGCUUGAAGAUUCAUAUCAAAUUGGAUCUUGAGGCUGAUAUUAGAAUUAUUGCAAGGGUGAAGGGUGAUAUCGCGAUUGGCAUCUUGUAG
Molecule: messenger RNA, 294 nt
Organism: Bipolaris zeicola 26-R-13
Lineage: Eukaryota; Fungi; Ascomycota; Dothideomycetes; Pleosporales; Pleosporaceae
Exons: 2
Coding region: 1-294 (97 amino acids)
Source: RefSeq, a predicted model, not a curated record